Molecule: messenger RNA, 1818 nt
Organism: Hibiscus syriacus
Lineage: Eukaryota; Viridiplantae; Streptophyta; Magnoliopsida; Malvales; Malvaceae
Product: serine/threonine-protein phosphatase 5
Exons: 13
Coding region: 58-1680 (540 amino acids)
Cellular component (GO): nucleus; cytosol
Molecular function (GO): protein serine/threonine phosphatase activity; protein binding
Source: RefSeq, a predicted model, not a curated record
GCAAAAAGAAGAUUUCAGUAUCAUUUCACGGUAGUUAGGCAAGACGAUAAAAGGGUUAUGCCAAUUAUGGAAAACGAAAGUUCUAAUGUACCGCGGGCCGAAGAAAUCAAAAUUCAAGCAAAUGAAGCAUUUAAAGCCCACAAGUAUGGUCAGGCUAUUGACUUGUACACUCAGGCAAUAGAACUAAAUAGUCAGAAUGCAGUAUACUGGGCAAAUCGUGCAUUUGCUCACACCAAAUUGGAAGAAUACGGUAGUGCCAUACAGGAUGCUACGAAGGCAAUUGAAGUUGAUCCUAGAUAUUCAAAGGGUUAUUACAGACGUGGUGCUGCUUAUCUUGCAAUGGGGAAGUUUAAGGAAGCACUAAAGGAUUUUCAACAGGUAAAAAAGAUUUUACCCAAUGAUCCCGAUGCUACCAAGAAAUUGAAGGAAUGUGAGAAAGCAGUAAUGAAAUUAAAAUUUGAAGAAGCAAUUUCUGUGCCCGAGUCUGAGAGGCAUUCUGUAGCUGAAUCUAUUGACUAUCACAGCAUAGGGACGAGUCCCAGGUCAUCAUUCAUGCCCACCCAAUUGGGCAUAGCGGCAGUUGCAGUAGCAUUUGUGGCAGCACUAGCGAUGAUGCUGGGGGCAGCAGCAGCCACAAAGGUGGCAGCAGUAGUGGUCGUGGUUCUAGGGACAUGGUGGUGGGGUGGAUCUUCUGAGGUGGAGCCACAAUAUUCAGGUGCAAAAAUAGAGGGAGAUGUUGUCACUUUGGAUUUUGUUAAAAAAAUGAUGGAUGACUUCAAGAAUCAAAAGUGUUUGCAUAGGAGAUAUGCAUUCCAGAUUGUCUUACAAACACGAGAAAUGCUGCGAGCUCAGCCCCCUCUUGUUGAUAUUAAUGUUCCUGAUGGCAGUCAUUUCACCGUCUGUGGUGAUGUACAUGGUCAGUUCUAUGAUUUGUUAAAUAUUUUUGAGCUUAAUGGUCUCCCGUCUGAAGAGAAUCCAUAUCUUUUUAAUGGUGACUUUGUGGAUAGAGGAUCUUUCUCCGUGGAGGUCAUCCUCACACUGUUUGCACUAAAGUGCAUGUGUCCAUCAGCAAUUUAUCUUGCUAGAGGGAAUCACGAGAGUAAGAGCAUGAACAAGAUAUACGGUUUUGAGGGCGAGGUCCGGUCCAAGUUGAGUGACACAUUCGUGGAACUCUUUGCAGAAGUAUUCUGUUGUUUGCCUUUGGCUCACGUAAUAAACCAAAAGGUUUUUGUCGUUCAUGGAGGCCUUUUUAGUGUUGACGGGGUGAAACUCUCCGACAUCAAAGCAAUAGAUCGGUUUUGUGAGCCUCCUGAGGAAGGGUUGAUGUGUGAAUUGCUUUGGAGUGAUCCACAACCUUUACCAGGACGAGGUCCUAGCAAGAGGGGAGUAGGUCUUUCUUUCGGCGUGGACGUGACAAAAAAAUUUUUGCGGGAUAACAAUCUAGAUCUAAUCGUGCGAUCUCAUGAAGUAAAAGAUGAAGGCUAUGAGAUUGAGCAUGACGGUAAACUUAUUACAGUUUUCUCUGCACCAAAUUACUGUGAUCAGAUGGGUAACAAGGGUGCGUAUAUUCGGUUCGAAGCCCCCGAUUUGAAGCCAAAUAUUGUUACAUUCGCUGCAGUGCCUCACCCCGAUGUCAAACCGAUGGCCUAUGCAAACAAUUUCCUUAGAAUGUUCCAAUAGUCAUUGAUCGAUGGUUCAAUCUCGUACAUCCGGUUUCUUGCUGCCCGAUGUCUCAUCUACCGCUCAAUGGUAAGUUUCGUUUUGAAAAUUCGACCGACUUUAAUGAUUAAUCCAAAUGCCGGUUCAAGGCUGGGACCC